Messenger RNA from Beta vulgaris subsp. vulgaris (sugar beet), 1143 nucleotides. RefSeq lists its product as uncharacterized. Gene Ontology annotation, molecular function: nucleic acid binding. The coding region runs from base 1 to 1143 and encodes 380 amino acids. The transcript is spliced from 3 exons. NCBI's taxonomy places the organism in Eukaryota, Viridiplantae, Streptophyta, Magnoliopsida, Caryophyllales, Amaranthaceae. The record is from RefSeq and is a predicted model, not a curated record.
AUGGGUCGUUGGUGUGUGCCUAAUGACCUAGAGCUUAAGAAGAAGAUUCUCGAAGAAGCUCAUUGUACUCCCUAUUCUGUUCAUCCUGGGUGUGAUAAGCUUUACAAGGAUCUCAAGGCUAAUUUCUGGUGGCCUUGUAUGAUGAGGGAAGUGGCAGAAUUCGUGGCUAGAUGUCUGUUUGAUUCUAUCUUGAUGGACUUUGUUAUGGGUCUUCCGAGAGCAUUUGGUGGUAAGAAUGUCGUAUGGGUGAUCGUAGACCGGUUGACAAAGGUGGCUUGGCUAAUUUCGAUGAAAAAUACUUGGUCUAUGGAAGAAGGCUUUUGUACUAAGUUGAAGUUGAGUACCGCUUUUCAUGCUGCUACUGAUGGGCAAACUGAGAGGGCUAUUCAGACUCUGGAGGAUAUGCUCCGUGCUUGUGCCUUAGAAUUUCAAGAGUCCUGGUUGAAGUCGUUGAAUUUGGUAGAGUUCUCUUACAAAAAGAGUUACCAUGCUAGCAUCCAGAGGGCUCCUUAUGAAGCCUUAUAUGGGCGAAAGUGUCGUAGUCCUACUUGUUGGAGCGACAUAAGUGACUCUUUGGUGUUGGGACCAGACUUGAUUCAGGACACCGUGGAGCAAGUGAAGGUCAUUCAAGCUAGAAUGAAGGCUGCUCAGGAUAGGCAGAAGUCUUAUGCAGACCUGCAUCGGAAGCCUAUUUCUUACGCCGUUGGAUAUAGGGUGCUGUUGAAAGUUUCUCCGAUGAAGGGUGUGGCGAGAUUUGGGCAGAAAGGCAAGUUAAGCCUGAAAUAUGUAGGUCCCUAUGAAAUUCUCGAGAGGAUUGGGGAGGUAGCUUACAGAUUGGCUAUGCCACCCGAAUUAUCGAGGGUGCAAUAUGUGUUCCAUGUGUCGCAGUUGCGGAGGUAUCGCAUCGAUCCGUCUCAUGUCAUUCCUAUAGAGUCGAUCGCUAUUGAGCCGAAUAUGACUUUCGAAGAGCGACCUGUCCAGAUCUUGGACUGUCAAAAUCGUGCCUUGAGAAGAAAGGUGAUACCCUUGGUUAAAGUACUUUGGAGAAGCCAAAAGUACGAGGAAGCCACUUGGGAAAAGGAAGAAUCGAUGAGGCUUAAGUAUCCCGAGCUUUUUGUCCCAGGUAUUUCCUUGUUAUUUUAA